This is a messenger RNA of Rhea pennata, 2568 nucleotides long. Its product is annotated as nucleolar RNA helicase 2-like. Lineage: Eukaryota; Metazoa; Chordata; Aves; Rheiformes; Rheidae. The transcript is spliced from 15 exons. The record is from RefSeq and is a predicted model, not a curated record. Gene Ontology annotation, molecular function: ATP binding; RNA binding; helicase activity. The coding region runs from base 58 to 2187 and encodes 709 amino acids.
GGCGCGGCGGCGGCGGCGGCGCGGCGCGGAGCGGAGCGGAGCGGCCGGCGAGCGGAGAUGCCUGAGGCCACCCGGUUUUGCGCCAGCAGCGGGGCCGAGUCCGAGUCCGAGAGCCCUAUGGAGAGCGAGUCGGCCCUGGAGAGCAGCCGGCGGCGGCACAAGAAGGAGAAAAAAGAGAAGCGGUCGAAGCACCACGAGAGGUCCAGGAGGAGGAGGUCUCCGUCGGAUGAAAGCGAGCAAUCCGAGGAUGACCUUGAUUCCCCGAAGCUCAAGCGAGCGCGGAGCGGCGAUAAAGAAAACGGCGACAGCAGGGGGGACAGCCCGGAGCACCCGCGGUUAUCUGCGCUGCGCGUGAAGUCCGCCCACAAGAAGCGGCACAGCAAUUCCAGUGAAACGUCAAGCGGUGACUGCGACAGUGAGCAAGAGCAGGAGUUGAGUGAAGAACAGAAAGAAGGUGCUUUUUCCAAUUUUUGUAUUUCCAAAGGGACUGUUCAGCUUCUUCAAGCUCGAGGAGUAACGUACCUGUUUCCCGUGCAAGUAAAGACCUUUCACCCAGUGUAUUCUGGCAAAGAUGUAAUUGCUCAAGCACGAACCGGAACUGGGAAAACAUUCUCUUUUGCUAUUCCCUUAAUUGAAAAGCUUCAGGCAGACACACAAGAAAGAAGAAGAGGCCGUUCACCAAAGGUAUUAGUUCUUGCUCCAACGAGAGAGCUGGCAAACCAGGUUGCCAAAGACUUCAAGGACAUCACAAGAAAACUCACAGUAGCUUGUUUUUAUGGAGGAACUCCAUAUAAUGGACAGAUUGAUCUCAUUAGAAGUGGCAUUGAUAUUUUGGUUGGCACACCCGGUCGAAUCAAGGACCAUCUUCAGAACGGCAAGUUAGACCUUAGCAAGGUGAAACAUGUUGUCCUUGAUGAAGUCGACCAGAUGUUGGACAUGGGAUUUGCUGAACAAGUGGAGGACAUAUUACGAGUUGCGUACAAGAAGGAUUCUGAAGACAAUCCCCAGACGCUACUGUUUUCUGCAACUUGCCCACAUUGGGUGUAUGAUGUAGCUAAGAAAUACAUGAAGUCUAAAUAUGAGCAGAUUGACCUCAUUGGGAGAAGAACUCAAAAGGCUGCUACAACAGUAGAACAUUUGGCUAUAGAGUGUCACUGGUCUCAGAGAGCUGCAGUUAUUGGGGAUGUCAUUCAGGUCUACAGUGGCAGCCAUGGGCGGACCAUUGUCUUUUGUGAGACCAAAAAGGAGGCGAAUGAACUGGCUUUGAAUGCUUCAAUCAAACAGGACUGCCAGUCAUUGCAUGGUGACAUUCCUCAAAAGCAAAGGGAGAUAACACUGAAAGGUUUUAGAAAUGGUGUGUUUAAAGUUUUGGUUGCAACGAAUGUAGCUGCCCGUGGUUUGGAUAUCCCUGAAGUUGACCUGGUUGUGCAAGGUUCGCCACCAAAGGAUGUGGAGUCCUACAUCCAUCGUUCUGGACGCACAGGUCGAGCUGGCCGAACUGGGAUCUGUAUCUGUUUUUAUCAGCGAAAGGAAGAAAAUCAAUUAAGAUACGUGGAGCAAAAAGCGGGCAUUACAUUUAAGCGUGUUGGUGUUCCUACUGCUACAGAUAUAAUAAAAGCUUCCAGCAAAGAUGCCAUCAGGUGUCUGGAUUCUGUUCCUCAAACUGCUAUUGAGUAUUUCAAAGAAUCUGCUCGGUGGCUAAUACAAGAGAAGGGGCCAGUUAAUGCCCUGGCUGCGGCUCUAGCCCAUAUUUCAGGCGCUACUUCCAUUGAACAGCGCUCGCUGCUCAACUCGGAUGCUGGAUUUGUUACAAUGAUACUACGCUGCUCAGAAGAAAUAAACAAUAUGAGCUAUGCUUGGCGAAGUUUGCGAGAUCAGUUGGGUGACGAUAUUGAUAGGAAAGUGAACAGAAUGUGUUUCAUCAAGGGAAGAAUGGGUGUGUGCUUUGAUAUUCCUGCAGCAGACCAAAAGGAAAUAGAGGGAAGAUGGGAAGAUUCCAAACAAUGGCGUUUGUGUGUGGCAACUGAGUUACCUGAGCUGUUGGAAUCGCAGCGAGGAGGAGGAGGAGGAGGAGGAAGUGGCCGGAGUUUCUCGAGCUCCAGGAGUGGGAGGCGCGGAGGUUCUGGGAGAAACAGAUUCAGAAGCAGAGGCCAGAAACGGAGUUUUGACAGAGCGUUUGAUCGCUAACUUCAACAAUGCAGGAGUAGAAAAUAAUGGGACUGAAGUAUUUUAUACCACAUUCAAAUAGGCUGUUCCUGUAUGUUUGUACCACUUUGAAAAAAAUCUGUCAUUCAGAUUUUUUUUUCCCUCAGUGCUACUUUGGUCAUAAGUAAGAUCCUGUUCACUUCAAAAAAGAAAAAAAAAAAAGAAGAAUAAAAAGCAAAGCAACUUUCCCUUUCUUGUAUCGUCAUCUCGGCUGCGUGUAAAAGCUAAGCCCGUAGCGCUCAAUAUGGCUGUUGCAUUCAAAACCUGGCUCAUUCACUGUAUAAUGUAUAGACCUCAACUGCCGGUUGAUCCCUGUACAUUUUCAAAAAAGAAAAAAAAAUAAAGUAUUAUUUUACAACUUCA